GUCCUCUCAGGGUGCUGAAAAGUCGAGGAUGUCGCUGAGCGAUAAAGCCCCUUUCGUCAUGCUGGAAACGAGCAUGGGAAAAAUAUGCCUCGAAUUGUACUGGGAUCAUGCACCGAAAACAUGUCGUAACUUUAGCGAAUUAGCUAGAAGGGGAUACUAUGAUGGUACUAUAUUUCAUAGAAUUAUUGGAGAUUUUAUGAUCCAAGGCGGAGACCCCACGGGGACAGGAAGAGGAGGUGCCUCCAUAUACGGUGAUCGUUUCGCGGAUGAAAUUUCCGAGAAGCUCAAACAUACUGGGGCAGGUAUCCUGUCUAUGGCUAAUGCAGGGCCGAACACAAAUGGAUCUCAAUUUUUCAUCACGUUAGCCCCCACACAGCAUCUUGAUGGCAAACACACAAUCUUUGGUCGAGUUGCUGCUGGAAUGAAGGUUGUUCAAAAUAUGGGUAAAGUUGACACUGACAAUCAAGAUAGACCAAAGGCGGAAGUCCGAAUAGUGAAGGCAUAUCCUAGCGACGACUCUCGACUAAAUUGAUAAUGUGAUCUUAUAAUAUUUUUACAAAUGAAUGUCUCUGUUUUCUGUCUUUUCAUCGUGACUCCCAUAGUGGUUUUGUCAGAUAGUGUUUCUUUCAAGUGAACGGCUGUCAUGAUAUGUACGGUCCGAGUCAGGGCAACAACUCCGCGCAGCGCAAGGAUACGUGCGCGAGCUAGCUUUGAGCCAAAAUUCGCCGGUUUGCAUUUCUUUUUGCUUUUUAUGCGUGCUUCCUAUUCUUUCAUUAAAGAACAAGAGCUACG
Molecule: messenger RNA, 792 nt
Organism: Cylicocyclus nassatus
Lineage: Eukaryota; Metazoa; Nematoda; Chromadorea; Rhabditida; Strongylidae
Source: the annotation of a GenBank genome assembly